This is a messenger RNA of Mucor mucedo, 2004 nucleotides long. RefSeq lists its product as uncharacterized. Lineage: Eukaryota; Fungi; Mucoromycota; Mucoromycetes; Mucorales; Mucoraceae. The coding region runs from base 71 to 1798 and encodes 575 amino acids. The transcript is spliced from 3 exons. The record is from RefSeq and is a predicted model, not a curated record.
UUUUUUUUUUUUUUUUUUUUUUUUUUGAAAAAUAAAUUUUUUUUGAUAAGUGGAAAAAGUGAAAAAAAAAAUGAAUAUGGGAGGAUAUGCACCAGUCAAGGAAGAAGGCGUUACUCAUCAGUUUGAAAAAGAUCGACUAAAGUCAUCCAACAUGUUACCAACACUCAUGGAAGAAGAAUAUAACACAACAACAGGAGCCACUAGUAGUAGUUCAACCCCGGUACAAAACGAAGCUGGCAGCAGUUCACAAGAAGAUAGUUUAAAUCCUGCUUUAUUAUUAAAUCGAUAUGAUAAACGAAAAAGUAGUCCUGCUAUCUUGGGUUUGCCAUUUGGCUUAAAUCAUGAAGCACAACUAAGUCUACAUCUAUCUCAGCAAAGAAACUCUAUUGAAGCUGCCAUGCUACUAGCUAAUUUCAAUAAAUUAAUGGCCUUUCCGAAAGCAAAUGAAGUAGAGCAUAAAGUUCCACCACCACAAUGGCAAGAUGAUAUGUCAAUACCUUCACAAAAUAAGAACUCAUGGGGAGAUGUGUUAAGCAACGAGAGUGAUGGUAAUCGACGUCAUUCAUACGAUGUGAAUAUGAGUUGGCAAACAAUGUCUGAAGAAUUUUUGGAAAGACCUGAUCUAUUACAUAAUAUGGGUAACAAUCAAAUCAAUCCUCAUUUCAACCCAGAACAAGUGCCUGUAUUCAAACAAGAAAACUUUUAUUCACAUACACCUACCAAAGUGAGUUGGAGUCAUGAUGACUUACACAGCCACCACAACCACCACCACCCUCAUCCCCAUCCUCAUCAACAACAACCACCCUCACAACCAACACUACCACCACAACAACAAAUACAUCAUCCUACACAACCAAUACAACCACAACAUCCCUAUGGAGACUAUCCUAUCUCACCCAGACAACAACAUAAUAGUAGACUUUAUCACCCUAAUAUGAGCUCCCCAUUAGCACCUCAUACCUAUCAUCCUCGUUAUUCACCAGCACAACCACCACCACCACUAUCAUCAUCACAACAACAACAAUCACAUCCACCGCCACCACAACCACAAUCAACACAACCAACACAACAGGAACAUCAUCCUGGCGUCAUGUUACAUCCACUUGCACGUCAACCCGAUAUGAAGACAAAUGACCCACAACAACAACAGCAACAACAACAUCAAUACUAUAGUUAUACUUUCCCACCGCAACAUCCCAUGCAACAAAGAUAUUACUAUCCCAAUGGCAAAUUACCUCUACCUACAGGCCCCAUGGAUGCACCUGUACAUCAUCCACCACCUAUCCUAGCUAAACCCAAAAGAAAGAAACAAAAGUCCAAUAAUACCGAUGAGUUUGAUGAAGAGUUGGGAGGAGAGACAAACGAAGAAGAUUACCCGGAGAUGUCUACGCGUGAUGUAGAAGCAGCACGAUCUGAUCCUGAAGCAAGGCCUCGUAAGCAAAAGCUUCGGUUUACAGGAGACAAGUACACACCUCAAUGGGUGAGAUACAAUGGACAAUCCAAGGAAGGAUUAUGUGAUACCUGUAAGCCUGGUAAAUGGCUACAGUUAAAGAAUAGUGCGUAUUGGUAUCAUAAGCAAUUCUUUCAUGGUAUCUCGUCUGUCUCUGGUAAAGAGUUUGUGCAACCGCUUGAGACUCGUUGGGUUGAUCAGGAUUUGGUUGAAGGAUUAUGUCAUCAAUGUCAUCAAUGGGUGGCUGUAAGUAAUGUAAAAAGAAAGAAUAGCGUUCUAUGGUAUCGUCACGCACACAAGUGUCAUGUCUAUCAUAAACCAAAACCUAAUGUACCAAAGAAAAGAUAAUCCUCACUUUUUGUUUUUGAUUUUACAGCAGCCCCCCCUUCCACCAAGAUAUAUAAAAAACAAACAAAAGAAAAUUACCAUUCUUCUAGUAGAUCACUCCCGUACAUGUAUAUUUUUUUUUUUUUUUUUUUUUUGUUGUUGUACAUAUAUUAUCACUACUGUACGAAAAAAAAUAAAAUAAAAAUAAAAAAAGUAAUUACCCAUAA